ACGUAGUGUCGCGUGAGAUACUCGUUGCUAUUUUCGCAUUUUUCGGAUUAAAUCCGUAACUUUGUAACCAUGGCGGACACCACUGAAGCCGAGGGAGUUAAGAAGAAGCGUGCGUUCCGUAAAUUCACCUACCGCGGGGUGGAUUUGGACCAGCUGCUGGACAUGAAGCAGGAUUUGUUGAUGGAGCUGAUGCACAGCCGUGCCAAGCGGCGGCUGAACCGCGGCACUCGCCGUAAGCCGAUGGCUCUCGUCAAGAAGCUCCGCAAGGCCAAGAAGAAUGCUCCACCAAACGAGAAGCCAGCUAUCGUCAAGACCCAUCUGCGCAACAUGAUCAUCGUCCCGGAGAUGGUCGGAUCGAUCGUUGGUAUUUACAACGGUAAGACCUUCAACCAGGUGGAAGUCAAGCCUGAAAUGAUCGGUCACUAUCUUGGUGAGUUCUCGCUGACCUACAAACCCGUCAAGCACGGUAGGCCCGGUAUUGGUGCCACCCACAGCUCCCGUUUCAUUCCACUGAAGUAGGGCGGGCUGGAUCAGUGUUUAAUUAUCUUAUUUCUUGUAAGUAGAUCGAAGCGAAGGUGAUGAAAAUACAAAAAGGAUUGUAAACAAAGAA
This is a messenger RNA of Ochlerotatus camptorhynchus, 610 nucleotides long. RefSeq names its product small ribosomal subunit protein uS19-like. Gene Ontology annotation, biological process: translation; ribosomal small subunit assembly. Gene Ontology annotation, molecular function: structural constituent of ribosome; RNA binding. The transcript has a single exon. The record is from RefSeq and is a predicted model, not a curated record. The coding region runs from base 70 to 519 and encodes 149 amino acids. Gene Ontology annotation, cellular component: cytosolic small ribosomal subunit; ribosome. NCBI's taxonomy places the organism in Eukaryota, Metazoa, Arthropoda, Insecta, Diptera, Culicidae.